Molecule: messenger RNA, 330 nt
Organism: Gongylonema pulchrum
Lineage: Eukaryota; Metazoa; Nematoda; Chromadorea; Rhabditida; Gongylonematidae
Source: the annotation of a GenBank genome assembly
GUAUGAUCCGGAAUCUGAUAAUGUUGUUGUUUGCAUGGACUGUACAUUCAGCGAUCGACGCUGGCCACUGGGCAAAAUUGAGCAGCCAUUGCCUCUCAACAUUCUCCUCUACCGGUAUUUCGCGCAAUUUUUCCUGGAUGGUUCGGUUUGCCCUCGAUUAGCAAGCUUCACGGAUAAACUGUUGCUUUCGCCAUCAGCGAUGACCAAGUCAUGGGCCAAGUGCACAGUCGAGCACGUUUACUGGAUAUCUGGAAAAGCAGGAGCGAAUUUUUGUUGGACGAAUAUCUCGAGUGGCUUCCGCACUUCCUGCAUGAAAGCGUUCAAAUGAUC